Molecule: messenger RNA, 5608 nt
Organism: Sorex araneus (European shrew)
Lineage: Eukaryota; Metazoa; Chordata; Mammalia; Eulipotyphla; Soricidae
Gene: ZNF8
Product: zinc finger protein 8
Exons: 4
Coding region: 139-1818 (559 amino acids)
Biological process (GO): negative regulation of transcription by RNA polymerase II
Molecular function (GO): DNA-binding transcription repressor activity, RNA polymerase II-specific
Source: RefSeq, a predicted model, not a curated record
CUUUUGGGAAAUGUAGUUGCAGUGUUGCCGGUGCAGCCGCCAUUGUCCUGCAGGCGACGAAUCGGGCGAUUCCUGUGGCUGGGUUGGCUCUCGAGUUUGGAGUUUCCCGGGUCAUUGUCCCCGACCGGUCGGUCCAGGAUGGACUCCGAGGAGGAAGCUGCAGGAUUAGAGUUGGCCGCAGGGCCGCCGCCGCAGCGGCCACAGGAGCUAGUCACCUUUCAGGAUGUGGCUGUGGACUUUACCCAGGAAGAGUGGGGGCAUCUGGGUCCUGCCCAGAGGACUCUAUACCGUGAUGUGAUGCUGGAAACCUUUGGGCACCUGCUUUCUGUGGGUCCUGUUCUUCCCAAACCUGAAGUCAUCUCACAGCUGGAACAAGGGGCUGAGCUAUGGGUGAUGGAGAGAGGAAUUGCCCAGGACCAUUAUCCAGGCUGGGAGCUUAGACCUGAAAAUAGAAUGUCACCCAAGGAGCAGGAGGGCCUUCCUGAGGAGAAGUCAUCCCAUAUCUUGAAUACUCCCUAUCCUGCCACACUGAAGAUAGAAUGGGAAGGUAAAAACCAUAUAGAGGAGUUCAAGAUGGACCAGGAUGAUUUGAAGCAAUUGGAAUUUGGUUCCAAGGAAGCACCAGUUAAAGAUGGAGGCUAUGAAAGUCUCCAAUUUGAGGCUGACCGUGUCCCAAAUUCAGAUCAAUUCCUGGAGAUUUCUAGACAAAAAUAUUUCACUACUAAUGACUCACAUGUUACAAAUCUGAAAUUUAAUUCAAGUUUAGGCAUUGAGCAGACAACCUCCUUAGAAAAGCAGCCUUGUGACAUCAGCAACUAUGACAAAGCGUCCAGUCAGGCCAUUCAGGCUACAGACCUUGCCCGAAGCCAAGUACAGGAUAAACCCUACAAGUGUACAGACUGUGGGAAGUCAUUUAACCAUAAUGCGCACCUCACAGUGCAUAAAAGGAUCCACACUGGAGAGAGACCUUACAUGUGCAAAGAGUGUGGCAAAGCCUUCAGCCAGAACUCCUCCCUGGUUCAGCACGAGCGAAUCCACACGGGAGAUAAGCCCUAUAAAUGUGCUGAAUGCGGGAAGUCUUUCUGUCAUAGUACGCACCUCACUGUCCAUCGGAGAAUUCACACUGGAGAGAAGCCCUAUGAGUGUCAGGAUUGUGGGAGGGCUUUCAACCAGAAUUCCUCCCUCGGCAGACACAAACGCACACACACUGGAGAGAAGCCAUACACCUGCAGUGUGUGUGGGAAGUCUUUUUCUCGAACCACUUGCCUGUUCCUGCAUCUGAGGACUCACACAGAAGAGAGACCCUACGAGUGUAACCACUGUGGGAAGGGCUUCCGGCACAGCUCCUCCCUGACCCAGCAUCAGCGAAAGCAUGCUGGGGAGAAACCCUAUGAGUGUCGCCAGAGAUUAAUCUUUAAGCAGACUUCAUCUCUAAUGAAGCAGGAAUGGGCAGAAGCACUAGGCUGCAACUCCACUUUGAGUCCAGAAGAGAGUGCUUCCCGUAGUGACAGGCCCUUUAAGUGUAAUCAGUGUGGAAAGUGUUUUAUUCAGAGUUCUCAUCUUAUCCGACACCAGAUAACUCACACCAGGGAGGAGCCCCAUGGACGAAACAGGCGCCGUAGCUCACAGCUCAGUCGUCAGGCACACUCAGGAGAGAAUAUUGGGGGCGGAACAAAGACAGGUCAGCCUGCAGGCAGGGCACUUGCCUUGUUUGACAUCCAUGAGAUUAUGCAAGAAAAAAACCCAGUGCAUGUUAUUGGGGUUGAAGAGCCUUCUGUGGGUGCUUCAGUGUUGGUUGACAUCAGCGAAUCCUCAUAGGGGAGAAACUACAGAUGACUUUUGAACUCUGGUUAUAAAAAUGUGGAAAGUCCACAUAGUAUUUUCAUAAGUAGAGGGACAGAUUAAAAAUGCUGAAGGUAACUCCUGGUUUCUUAAGGAAAAGAAGCUUCCCAAACACCUGAGAUAGGUGGUUCUCAAAUCUGCCCCCUGAAAGCAUAAAUGUUUUGUCUUGAGUCCCUCUGUUACCAAGAAAUGAAUUUAUGCAUAAUGUAACCUAUCUAUAUGUGAAUGUCAAGAAUAUAUAUGUGUGUGUUUGUGUGUGUGUAUAGCCUAUUUUAUAAAGUAUAAUGAAAACAAAGGUAAUUGGUAAUAGGGUAACAUGUACUAAGUGGCGGGAUAUCUUGUAAUGUCACUGUGUGAAAUAUUAUACUUAGAGACCUGGGCAUUGCUUAUUGCUUUCCCUCUUGUUCAUGGGCUAUAGGAUUGACUCCUGAAUUUUGUGAGGGGCAUUUUGCCAUUGUCCAUUUUGAAAACUCAUUACAGAAAGAUACAAAUGGAUGAUGGCAAAAUUUUUGAACAAAAUGCCAUAAUACUUCUGGAAAAUUGGGUGUAAUACUCUAAGCAUGCCAGGAUUAAAUUGUGUUUAUAUGUGAAGUUGACUUAAGAAUUCAAUUCAUAUGUUGCAAACAGGUCAUUAUCUAUGUAUAUACAUCCCCCAGUGGCUCCAGUUCUGAAUUUACAGUCACUGGAGCACACUUCACUGUCAGCCACAUGUCUUUUCACUUUUUUUCAGUGGGGUUGGUGGGGGCCAUGCCUAGCUCGAGUCAGAUAGUGAUCAGAGGAUCACAUUUAGUUCCAGACCAAAUUGGGGUCACCAUUGUGCAAGGCAAGCACCUUACCCGCUGUUGUAUCUCUUUGGCCCUCACCCACACUUCUCCCAAAAUCAGAUGAUAAAAAGUUCAUGGGAAAUUAGGGUUGUCCUAACAACUCUAUAUUGUUUAAUUUUAACAAAUGCUAGUUGAUAUCUCACAUCAGUCCCAGAAGUCAUGCCUUUCAUCAUGGUUAUGAAUGAUCUGUAAGUAUCUUUAAAACACUUUUAUUUAUAUUUGAGCUAGGGUCAUCCUCCUGUAAUACAAGCUCUGUAGCUCAUGCUUUGCAGUGCCGAGGAUCUGCUGCUGAGUUAUAUCCCCAUUUUUAUUGGCAUAAAACAAUUUUAUGACUGAGAUGUGAUAUUUAGUAUCUCAUACAUAGCACAUGGGCUAUAAAAACCAAAGAUGUGGGCCAUGGAGAUGUUCAAAGGACUAAAGCACGUGCUUUCCAUGUAUGAGCCCUUGGAUUAGUCUCUAACACACAUAGGCAAGAGAGAAUGCAAAAGGUAAGAUGUUUGCCUUUUAUGCAGCAACCCAGGUUCAAUCUCUGGCAUUGCAUUUGGUCUCCUCAACCCUAUCAGUAGUGACCCUUGAGUACAGCAAGAUAUACCCAACCCCACCUCCCAAAAAACUUGAUUUACAUGUGACAGCAUUAACUGUGACCCUGGUUGAUUUCAUGACACCAUAUUUGGUCACCUUAGCAUUUCCAAGGGUCACUUCUGAGUACAGAGCCAGGAAUAGCCCCUUAGCACUGCUUGGGUUUAUCCCAAAAAUUUGUAUUCAAGAAGUGAUUCCAGUACCAGGGUUGGAGAAACCCUAUAGAAGGCAAGGUGCUUACUUGACUUGCAUGCAAUUGACCGGGUUCUUUUCCAGUACCACAUAUGGUCCCCUAAGCUCCACCAGAAGUGAUCCCAAGCACUACAGGAUGUUGCCCAAAAUAUAAAAGGUGAUCCAGCUAUAGCUACUUUCUUGAGGGGUCGGCCACACCCAACAGUGUCUAGGGGUUACUCCCACUAUCCUUAGGGAGCUACACAGUGCUGUGGAGUAAAUCCAGAGCACCUGCAUGCAGAGCACUCAAGCCCUUUGCUCUGUGCCAUCUCCCUGACCCCUGCAAAACCCUCUUUUGCUUGUAUUUGGAUCUUCCAAGUGUUGUUCAGGAGGCAGGGAGCAGGGUAGAGGGAGGGGUGCGGAAUCCGCUAGGGAUUCUUGACCACCCUGGCCAGGAAGGACCAAGGAUACAGUGUCGUGCUGGGAUUACCCUGGCCACCAAAAUGCUUGGGCUCUUCCAGGGCCACACCCGGUGAUGCUGUGGGGCCCAUGGAUUGGGGAUCAAAAUGGAUCAACCACACACACAGCAUCCCUAUACUACCUUCUCAGCCCCCUAAACCCUGCAUAUGACCUUCAACCAUGUGGUGUAGCCUCUAGGAUGCGCCAGCUUACUGGUGCCCUCUGGGAAGGGGCAACCAAGACUGUUCUGGAAGCUGAGCCUGGGAUUGGUUAUGCCUUCUACCUUGGCCCCAAAAUUGCAGGUUGUGAAUAGUCACAUUUUCAUAACUCUCAGAAACUAGCUGACAAUAAGCAGCUCACUGUUGGCACUCAUCUCCAUCUUACAGGUAGUGAAGAAUGUGGCAAAGUUCCCAUUUUCCUUUUCAGUUCAUCCUUCCUUUGUGUAAUUUCCUACAGUAAACUAGGUAAAUACUGGCUUAUUUAUAAAAGUAACAGUGUAUGAAAGUAUAAAGAUUUAUUUAAAGUUCAAUUUCUUAGGUUGUUUUUCACCAUCCGGAGAUGGUGAUUAUCAUGAAGAACUAAGAAUGUUUAAAGUUUUGGGGGUCUGAGCAAUAGUACAGCAAAUAGUGUGCUUGCCUUGCAUGCGGCUGACGGUGGUUCUGUUACCAGCAUCUCUUAUAGUCCCCUAAGCCUGCCAGGAAUGAUCACUGAUCAUUGGUUGGAUGUCACCCAAAGUCCCUCCCCAAAAAGCCAAAAAGAACAUUUUGUUUUUUCUUUCAUUUUUUUCUUAAAAUAUACAUAUAUAUUUACAUAAAAUACACUAAAUUGUAUUGUGGGGGAAAGGGUGUAGAAUCCUCUAGGAUUCCAUAUAUAUGUCCACAUAUACAUAUACAUACAUGUAUAGUUAUAUGGUUAUCUUGGAUUUAGAAAAGUUAUGAUCCCUUCUUAGUUCUUUUGUAACCCAUGCUUUUUACAAUAACAGAAUUUUUCUAUGACAGUGAAUUUCUUAUAACUAAAACUUUCAGUAUUGUAGCAAUAUGCCCCCCAUACAGCCUUGAUUUUUAUCUAAAAGAAGGAGUUAGUUCCUAAUGGAGUAUAAAUUGAUAUAGCCUGUAUGAAGAGCAAGUUAUCCUAUGCUGUCAAAAUUACAAACACAAAAUCUUUGAACUUAUUUCUCAGAAUGAAUCCUAUAGAUACAUUUCAUUUAUCAUUUUCUCUAUGGUAAUUAUUUCAGACUGGAAAUUUGGAAAUAAACCACUGCCCACACCUUGUGAUUUGUGAUUGACUAGCUGAUUUGUGCUGGACUGGAGAUCUGCACAGCCUUAAAAUUGCGAAGUCAUUGGAUCAGAGAGUAUAGGGGUUAAGGUGUUUCUAUUCCAGGUCUGUCUUGGGUAACACAUUUUAUGGUCCCUCAAGCACCAUCACUAGUGACCCCUGAGCACCGCCAGGUAUAACUCAACCCACCCACCAGAAAAAUGUGGACUGUAUAUACUAAUGUGUAUCUUGAAAGAACUCCAAGGUACAUUGUUAAGUAAAAAGGUAUAAUGGCAUCUUAUGCCUUGUUUCCAUUGUAAAAAAUAAACUUAUACAUAAAUAUUCUGAAAGGGGGCAAAGUAACCAGCAUACUAGUUUUGGGGUUAAGGAACAAGCUUUAUUAUAUCUUUUGAUAUUUUUAAAUUUUGGAAAAUGUAAAACUAUUACUAGUUUAAAAAAUAAAAUCUUAACUCUUUCAA